Molecule: messenger RNA, 1661 nt
Organism: Chara braunii
Lineage: Eukaryota; Viridiplantae; Streptophyta; Charophyceae; Charales; Characeae
Source: the annotation of a GenBank genome assembly
GCCGCUUGCACCUCUUCGCCAUCAUAACGUAUCCCCUCUGACUUGGUUAUGCACGGGACCUCCUCUGCAGGACAUAAUCAUUGAAACGCGACAAAAUCUUCAUACACAAAUUUGAUGCUGACUGCUAUAUACGUGACGACUAACACCGCUAUGGCUAAUGGGUUGUUCCAAUCACGAAGAAACGGGAAUUGAUCAAUUCACUUGAUACAAGCGCAGGACCAAGACAGUAUUCUAAUGGGUUGGCACCCUGAACUGGUCACCAGCGUUAGACCAUUCUCCAUGCUCAAACCGCCCAUCGUGCACUGUCAGAUAGCCAUGCUGGCUAUACCUGCCGACGUACUGCUGCAAGUGCAUGAGGCUACAAAUGGGCAAGCACUUUUCCUGAUAGAAGACAUGUCCUUUAGCGACUGGGCUUCUCUGGUCCCUGUCAUGCAGACUAGACCCCAGGACCUAUCGGACAAGAUCAAGGAAUUGGCCUCCAACAUUGCGGACGUCUGCAAGAAGGCCGCUAUUGAGAACAAAGAACUCAACCUCAUCGUCGCAAAGGCCAAAAAGGUGAUCCUUGGCCUCCACGGCUAUGACACGACGCAUCUAGACACUGCCGGCUGGGUAUCCACUAACGAUACUGCAGACACCUUCACCGACAACUACAUCAGCAGCAUCGCCCUUACGCCCGCCGAGCUGGAAUACUUCAAACAGAAGGAGGUCAUGAGACGGCAAUCUGCACAUCUUGACAUCUCCUCUUCUGCUAGGGACACCAGCCACAAGUUCGCGAAGAACAGUCCAUUCCUUCCGUUGGCUUCAAGCACCUGGACGGAGAAAGCGAUGCAGCGUGUCCAUAACCGAUCAUGGAAAUUGGAUACCUUCAACUACACUGCACCUAUCAGUGUCAAUGCAUACAUGGCCCUUGCUGACCUAACCGCCGCGGAUAUCGACAACUGCCAUACCGCAGCCAGGAAUGCGACCAUUUACUUCCCCGCCGGAAGGGCCGGACUUGACGCAGACUUUCCUCCGAUCUCGAGCCUUGAAAAAGGCAAAUGUUCCCAAAGACCGCUGCUGCACCAGAAGGGGAUCCCCAAGUUCCCGGCAGACCUGCUGGAACUGAAGAAGCUCUGGAACGGAGGCAGGCCUUUCCUCAAAUGCCCCUGCCCAGGCUGCGAAGCAAACUUCACAUGGCUGGACCACAUGAUCUGGUACAUCAUCGGCAACCUGGACAAGUUGGACCCGCUUGCGCCAUCUGACAAGAUCAGGAUGCUGGAAUUCCAAGCCCUGUUACGGACCUCCUGGAAGAAACCCGUUCUGGCACAGAUCACAUUCACCUUCAUGAGGGAGUACAUGCUGAAGAUUCUGCACCUCGUCACAGAGAACAGGAACAUCACUCCAGAAGAAAUCCUCGGCUUUGAAGACUUCAAAAAUGUGCCUUUCGUACGAAAGUUCACCGCCGCCUUGCUCCCAAAUGCAGAAGGGCUGCUCGCACAGACGCCCAGCAGGAGAAACGGCAGCAUCGACUUCGAAGACAAUUCACUUCGCAGAUGUACAUCGACUGCAGACCAUGGAAGACGGAAGACUUGGUUGGAAAACCAACAGAGAAAACGGUAAAAUAAUAAUCGCCUGUCACUACCCAAACCGCCUGAUGGACAGAGUAAAAUUCAAAAGGAUUU